This is a messenger RNA of Vigna angularis (adzuki bean), 1104 nucleotides long. RefSeq lists its product as uncharacterized. The record is from RefSeq and is a predicted model, not a curated record. NCBI's taxonomy places the organism in Eukaryota, Viridiplantae, Streptophyta, Magnoliopsida, Fabales, Fabaceae. The coding region runs from base 197 to 955 and encodes 252 amino acids. The transcript is spliced from 5 exons.
ACGGUUGGAGCACGUGGCGAGGUUAUAGCGUCUCGUUUGGCAGUGUGGAAAUUAGAAGAAAUCUGUGUUUUUUACAGUGUUAGAAUCAUGCCAAUGGCUUCGACUCUCACAAUUCAUCAUGUGCAUGUCGCAAGCGUAGCGUGUGUUGUUGUAUCAGGACACCCUUUUGCUUACUUCUUGUUGGAUUGCGUGUUAGAUGGAAGGAAGUGAGAUUAGUGAGGAAGUGGGGGAGGAUUCGAGAGCGAAGAGGAAAAUUUUUGUUGCUGGAGCCACUGGUAGCACUGGGAAAAGAAUCGUUGAGCAGUUAUUGGCAAAGGGUUUUUCUGUUAAGGCUGGGGUUAGGGAUUUGGACAAGGCCAAGUCCACCCUUUCCUCUGCCAACCCAUCUCUUCAAAUUAUAAAAGCUGAUGUCACAGAGGGGUCUGAUAAGCUAGCUGAAGCCAUUGGUGAUGAUUCAGAAGCAGUGGUAUGUGCCACGGGCUUUCGGCCGGGCUGGGAUUUGCUUGCUCCGUGGAAGGUUGACAAUUUUGGUACUGUAAACCUUGUUGAAGCAUGCAGGAAACGUAAUGUCAAGAGAUUCAUUCUUAUCAGUUCCAUCUUAGUUAAUGGAGCAUCUAUGGGACAGCUACUCAAUCCGGCUUACAUCUUUCUUAAUGUUUUUGGACUCACCUUAGUAGCAAAACUACAGGCAGAGAAUUAUAUCAGGAAAUCUGGCAUAAACUACACAAUUAUAAGACCGGGCGGGUUGAGAAAUGAUCCUCCAACUGGAAAUGUUGUUAUGGAGCCAGAGGACACCCUUUAUGAAGGUUCCAUAUCCAGAGAUCAAGUUGCGGAAGUAGCUGUGGAGGCAUUGGCUUAUCCUGAGGCAUCUUACAAAGUCGUGGAAAUUGUGUCUCGCCCAGAUGCUGCUAAGCGUUCAUACCAUGACCUUUUUGGUUCCAUAAGGCAGCGAUGAUUCCCGACUUUAUGAUUUGCUUGCAGAUUAAUGAAUUUGUUUCUCUGUUAUUUUACUUUGUGGUGGCCAAUGUGUAUCUUAACUGUGUUCCAUUUGUGUUACUUCAUUCAAUUGGUAUGCUAGAGUAAUAUUGUAAAUAUUUCAGUGCA